Molecule: messenger RNA, 639 nt
Organism: Paracoccidioides lutzii Pb01
Exons: 2
Coding region: 1-639 (212 amino acids)
Source: RefSeq, a predicted model, not a curated record
AUGGCUUGCCGCUGGAGUUACGUCCUCUUAAGACAUGUGAUAGAAGAGUAUUUAAAUCCGUUCACCGACACCCUAGAAAGCAGGAUUUCAUCUUCACUGCCUCCACAAACUCUUCCAAAUCAUCCUACACCUGAAACAUCGAUAUCAGGGUCUCCAUCGACUGUCUUUCAGACUUGCACUUCGAAAUUCCCGAAAUCUGCCUAUUCUGAGCUGCCGAAUAUUGUGAACCCGAGCGCUAAUACUCAAGAUGAGUUCAUGACAGCCUUCAAUAAUAUGCCUACUUCGGUUCGGAGAGCGACUUCCACCCUGGGUGCUAGUGAUUAUACUGGUACUCAGGUUUUGCGCUCUAUAUCUCUAAUCGCGAAGAAGAGACCACCCCUUGCCCCACACCUCGCGCCAGAUUUCCCCAAAGAGUCCCCUCUGCAGUUGGAUAAGUAUGAUUUUGAUGAGCUUGUAGAAUCCCACAACCUUUUACCAGACCCAUUGGUGCCUCCGGGGCCAUGUCACCAGGUAGUUAUUAUCAAUUUGGAGAAUGACAUGAUCCCAGAGGCGUCUCCUGCGAAUCCCACUUCAAAAAAGCCUCUCGGAACAAAAAACCGUCGCUUUCACGAACCGUUCCUUGCGAAAUGGAUCCGCUAG